Molecule: messenger RNA, 1728 nt
Organism: Macrosteles quadrilineatus (aster leafhopper)
Lineage: Eukaryota; Metazoa; Arthropoda; Insecta; Hemiptera; Cicadellidae
Gene: Arf102F
Product: ADP-ribosylation factor 2
Exons: 5
Coding region: 181-723 (180 amino acids)
Biological process (GO): vesicle-mediated transport; intracellular protein transport
Cellular component (GO): cytoplasm; plasma membrane
Molecular function (GO): GTP binding; GTPase activity
Source: RefSeq, a predicted model, not a curated record
GACUACUGCGAGUGCGAGUACGGUGGUGACAAAUUGAAACUGCCAUUGAAGAUAACCUAAUCGAAGUUUGAAAUGCUAUAAUAUCUACGUGGCAUAAUUGAUAUUUUAGUGGAUUAAAAGUAUUAAAAGAUUAUCGAAACGUCUGAUAAAGUUUCCUUGACUUGAUUGUUUGUCGAAAUCAUGGGGCUUACAAUAUCCAGUGUCUUAACCCGGCUUUUUGGGAAGAAGCAGAUGAGGAUUUUGAUGGUUGGUUUGGAUGCUGCAGGAAAGACUACAAUUUUGUAUAAAUUGAAACUCGGAGAAAUAGUCACAACCAUUCCUACUAUUGGUUUCAACGUGGAGACAGUGGAGUACAAGAACAUCUGCUUCACGGUGUGGGACGUUGGAGGCCAGGACAAGAUCAGACCUCUCUGGAGACAUUACUUCCAGAACACACAAGGCCUCAUCUUCGUGGUUGACUCUAGUGACAAAGAUCGAAUAGCUGAGUCAGAGAAGGAGUUAGCCAAUAUGCUACAAGAAGAUGAGCUUCGUGACGCUGUGUUGUUGGUGUUUGCCAACAAGCAGGAUCUGCCCAACGCUAUGAGUGCUUCCGAACUGACGGACAAGCUUGGCUUGAACCAACUCAGGAACAGACAUUGGUAUAUCCAAGCUACUUGUGCUACGCAGGGCCAUGGAUUAUACGAGGGUCUCGACUGGUUGUCUAAUGAAUUGGCCAAAAAGUGAUUGCAUUGUGCCUUUUUUGUGAUUAUCCUUUCUGGACUUAAGUAUUGUAUAAAGUUUGUUUUUAUGUACGGCAGUGUGACAUUUUGGGCCCAAUCUAAUGUUGGACUCAUGAUUGUUUGAUCUUUAUGCUAAACCCUAAUAAGGUGUAAAUUUCCAGUAAGUUACAAACUAAUUCACUUUACUUCUUAAGCAGCAGCACUUUUUGUUCAGAUAACUUUUUUCCAAGCUAUGCCAAGUGUCUUGGUCGGCAGUUUGUUUGAGUAUAGUUUAUUUUACAUUUUCACUAAAUAGUUUAUUAUAUGCUGCUUUCUGUUAACUUAUAAAACUAGUGUUAGGUUUUUAGGUAGAGUUGAGAUUCAAUUCCAAAAGGGUUUCCAGACUACUGUUUGUUACAUUAUGCUUUAGAAGAAAAAUUUAAUAUAUAUUUCUUAGUUAAAAACAUACAGUUAAUUUGUCGAUUUCCAAAGAUACUCGACAGUAUCUAAAAAGAUUUAGAUACAAAUAGUUUUUUUUUUAAUAAAUCUCUUAAUUUUGUGUAAGUUUUAAGAAAAAAACUGCAUAACCUUUCUUACUCUUAAUGUGCAUUCAAUAUUAAUGGAUAUGUUGGUGCACACGCCAACGUCUUGUUAUUAUAAUGUAAUUGUUUUCACUGACUGGGACAGAUUCCUACAUGUUACCUCUCAGUUCUCUAUGUUUACGACAUAUUUAAGCGUGGAAAUUUGUGGAUGUUGUUAAAACAAAUCAAAAUUUAAUUUAAUACUAGGCCUACUUUAAGAGGCUAAUAAUUACGUAGCUAAAUUAUUUGAUAGUUUCCUUUGUUUUGUCUUUUUCAAAUAUGUACUUUGUGUUCAUCACGUACACCGAAACAAGCAUAAGUUGUGAAUGUAGGAUCUAAGUUGUAAGCUUGAGCGUUUUCCGCCACUGUAAAUAUGAUAACUAUAUUUAGUUCCAAAGCGGUUUCCAUUCUAUGUUGUUUAUUAAAUAAAUUUAAAUAGUUAAACUGAA